Molecule: messenger RNA, 1548 nt
Organism: Cladophialophora psammophila CBS 110553
Lineage: Eukaryota; Fungi; Ascomycota; Eurotiomycetes; Chaetothyriales; Herpotrichiellaceae
Exons: 6
Coding region: 1-1548 (515 amino acids)
Source: RefSeq, a predicted model, not a curated record
AUGUAUGUCAGUUUGAGCAAUCUCAGUUCGUAUCUGCUCCUCACAGCUGUAUUUGCCAUCGCACAGACGUCCACCCCGAACAAUCUCAAGGUCACAACAAGCACAGGGACCUACAUUGGCAUCAUUAAUGGCACGGUCCCAAAUGUCCGUCAGUUUCUGAAUGUGCCGUACGCUCUCCCUCCUGUUGGAUCUCGCCGCUGGGCACCUCCGGAACAGCUUACCUCGAAUGCAUCCGCGAUACUUGAUGCUACUUCUUUCCCUCGUUUCUGUCCGCAGUACCUUUCGGGUGCUCCCAAUGUAUACAAUCAGCUGCUUUCCGGUUAUCUCAUUCCUACAGGGCUUGACACUGCGGCCCCCGCAACCAUGCCUCCGACAACAGGGGAAGACUGUCUGUCCCUGUCGAUCUGGACCCCUACAAGGAAUGUUUCCGGCUUACCAGUGAUCAUUUUUAUGACUGGGGGUGGCUUCAUCAUCGGGGGCAUCAAUAUUCCCUAUCAGCUACCGCAUCAUUGGGUGCAGAGAACCCAGUCUCAUAUUGUUGUGUCGAUCAAUUACCGUCUCGGAAUCAUGGGCUUUCCCAACGCGCGCGGCUUGAAUUCGCAGAAUCUUGGUAUUCUCGACCAACGCAUGGCACACGAAUGGGUCCGAGACAAUAUCCAAGCCUUUGGAGGAGAUCCAUCAAAGAUUACUAUUUGGGGGCAAUCGGCUGGUGCAUCGUCGACCGAUUUUCACGGCUUCGCCUAUUACAACAACUCAAUUGCGAAGGGGCUUGUCAUGGAAUCCGGAACGGCGUUACUAGGGCUAGUGUCGUAUGACUUUGCCCACACAAAUUUCACAUUUGUCGCGUCUCAGUUAGGCUGCGGAGGUCUUAAUGCGACUGCUGAGCUCGACUGCAUGCGUCAAAAACCAGUCGAAACGAUUGUCAACUUUGUGGGUCGUCGCUCAGAUAACGCGACUACGCCAGCCCUUUCAUUCGUCCCGAUUCCUGACGACAAAGUCAUCUUUUCCAACUAUACUGAACGAUACGCUAGAGGUCUGAUAGCUAACGUGCCAGCGAUUGUGGGAACCGCGUCCGACGAAGGAACUGUUCUCGUUCCAUUUACCAACCUUACGGCAGGACCCAACCAAACACUGGCAGAUGAAGCGACACUAGGAUACUUCGUUUGCCCUGCUCACAAUUCUUCAAAAUUGCGGACCGAAGCGGGUUUACUUACAUACCGGUACGAGUUUGCAGGGAACUUCUCCAACCUGUCUCCUCUGCCAUGGCUGGGAGCCUACCACACAGAUGAUCUCCCGCUCUUCUUUGGGUCGUACAACGACUAUGGGAAGGGGACUGAAUUUGAAGCGCGCACAAGCGAAAUCAUGCAGGACUACCUCCUGGCAUUCAUGAAGGAUCCACAUAACGGACCAAAGCAGAAGGGCUGGCAGGACUAUACAAAGGGCCAUGUGUUGCGAUUCGGGGCAGAUAGUGUUGCUGCAAAAAAUGUCACAGUGCAGACAGUGGACGGCGCAUGCUAUGGACAAGGGACUUACGACUCGAGUCCAUAG